Molecule: messenger RNA, 1365 nt
Organism: Penicillium expansum
Lineage: Eukaryota; Fungi; Ascomycota; Eurotiomycetes; Eurotiales; Aspergillaceae
Product: Alcohol acetyltransferase
Exons: 2
Coding region: 1-1365 (454 amino acids)
Molecular function (GO): N-acetyltransferase activity
Source: RefSeq, a predicted model, not a curated record
AUGGAGGAAGCGUUCCUCGAAGGAGGAUUUCCGCCACUGCGGCUGCUCGGACAUGCGGAGAAAUAUUCAACAACGCGGAGUCAUUUGGGAAUCUAUCUCAACGUGGGUCUGACAGCCCUCUAUAAGCGACCAAGCGGAGUACCUGUGAAACCGGCGCUGUUUUACGCUCUCUCGAUGCUCAUUGCGAGGCACCCUAUACUUUCGGCAGUUCCAUUUGCUGUUGACACACCAAAUCCUUAUUUCGUCCGUCUUCCUAAGAUUAAACUGAGUGAAGUUGUGAUCUUUAUGGAAGAGGAAGCGAAUUCUCCUAGCUUGGAUUGGAGAGAGAUCCUUGACAAGGUCCUUGAGCAGCAACACAAUUGCCCCUUCGAGAUUCAGCCAAAAAAGUCCUUUCCAUUCUGGAGAUUGUGCGUUGUGGAGAGGCGCAGUUGCCCCAGAAACUUUGUUCUUGUGUUCGUGUUUCAUCAUUCACUUAUGGACACCAAAAGCGCUCUUUCGUUCCACGAUGAACUGGAAGGAUACAUGGCUCAAUAUGACGGUCUCGAGCAAAGCGAUACAGUCUACAGUCCUUCUGAUGCCCUCAUUCCUCCAAUAGAGGACCUAUAUACACUCCAUGUUUCACAAGAGUUCUUGCAAUCUCAAGAGAAGGAUAGCGAGCCAUCACCUGAUAGCUGGACGGCUGCUCCUCAGUUCACACCUGUCAAGACGCGCUUUUCUUCUUUGUGGUUAUCUGAGGUCGAUACAAAAGUUCUCAUAGCACUGAGUAAGAAGGAGCAGACAUCGGUCACGGCGACACUUCAAGUGCUCAUCGCGACCUGCAUUUUUUCUGUUCUUCCGUCAACAUAUCAUACACUACAGGGAGACUGUGCAGUGUCACUGCGAGGCUUUCUCCCGGAGCCGAUCACUGCGACCACUUUGGGUUGCUAUGUCGGAUCGUUAUCCGUAACGUACCGCAGAAAGCCAUCCUUUGAUUGGAAUGAGACUCGCCGCACCAAGGUGGCCAUCGAUUAUGCCAUGGCACAGAAAGGGGGUGACAUGCCGGUUGGAUACUUGCCAUUGAUUCAAAACCAGCACCACUGGAUGCUACAAAAACUGGGCCGGAAUAGAAAGAGUGCAUUUGAGUUAUCGAACAUUGGAGCAAGUUCUACUUUGCGAGGGGGAAGCAAUUUCGAAAUUAAGAGUAUGCUGUUCAGCCAGAGCUCUAGUGCUUGCAGCGCCGCGAUCAAGGUCAGUGCUGUGACAGGGCGGGAUGGAAGGUUGUUGUUGGGCUUUACCUGGCAAGAGGGGGCUAUAGAAGCCGGCAUGAUCCAAGAGGUUCAAAGGGCUCUCAAUGGGGAGAUAGGAAGAUUAGCAGUGUCUGGGUAG